AUGCUAGUGAAACAAAUAAAUUAUGAUCGUAAUUAAAUGAGAAGAAAUAUAUGAGGAUAGAAGUGAGUUUUUUCAAUUUUCAAACUCUCACUCCACUCUCCACUACUCUAUCCAGUAUCCCUUAAAAAAAACACAUCAAAUAGCCUAGUUUCCUUAUCCCUCUUUGUGCUACCGCUUCUAUCCUUCUCUCGGGUGAUGUGAAGGUUCUCGCGGUCAGGGGCGGAUACAUGGGCCUCUAGGGGUGUCCCGGGACACCCCUAAAAUUUGGGGAAACGAUUAUCCAACCUCCGGUAGUAAUUUCGUAUGGGUAUACAAAAUAUAAUUGGUAAUCCGGGACACCCUAACAUUUGAAAAAAUGAUUAUCCUACUCUCGAUAAUAGUUUGCUUAUGAUUAACAAAAUAUAAGUGGUAGUCUGUGUUAUUCCAACCUAGGACCCUACUAUUAUCAAACAUAUUCUAAUUAUGUUGCUACUCAUUUGUUAUUCUAUUUUAAACAUCAUGCAACAGUAAAACGCUAUUUCUUUAUCCCCAACUAUUUUCAAUACCUAAUAAUUAAACUACGUACACGCUACCCUUAAUUUUGAAUUGAUUUUAUGGUUACACGGCAAGUGUUGAAAGAGUCUUUUCUACUUUUAGCUACAUCAAGAACAAGGUUAGAAAUCGAAUAUGUGAUAAGUUUGUGAAGGUUUUUUUUUUAUGAAUUGGUAAGCUUUAUAUCAUAAAAAACCAGCAAAACUGAAGGCAACACCCCUGCCAACUAAGUCACUGUUUCCUGCGGCCUCAACCACUAUUUAACACCUCUACCUUUAACAAAAAACAACAAAGGAACCUAAAACUGAACCAAGGGCACCAUAGGCUGACUAUUCCCAAAAAUUAUCAAUAAGUUCAGAGGGAAACAGGACAGAAAGAUCUUUUCGUAUACAGACAAUCAACUCUUGAAACCUUCUCCUUGUCCCACCAAACUUCAAAUAACAUCUUUCUCUCCAGAUGGAACUGACCAUAGAUCUCCAAAUCGCCCUAGCAGCUUGAGCACGCACCUGCUUUCCUCGAAGAUGUGAAAUAGCCCACUGUAACUCAACGCCCCAAUCAUCAGAAGGAGUUCUGGGGAAUUCCUUAGCAAGCAAGCCUGCAUACAGCUCUUUGUAAACCACACAUUCACCAAACAAAUGCGCUCAUUAAAUUUAAUUUAUUAUAUACUUAAAUUUAAUUUUUGAAGAGGACACCCCUGUGAAAAUUUUCUGAAUCCGCCACUGUUCGCGGUUGAUAACCUUUGUGAUGACGUUGAUGUCAUUUUGAACCACUAAGAUGGUCUCUUAUCUCUCAAUAAUUUUUCUUAUUUCAUCAAGGUGAAUGAAUUUUUUCUAGUGUUUAUGUCUUAUCCACUCCAUAGUCUAGACUUUGUAGUUAAAUAUUAUUUAAGAAUCUUUCUGAUUUUUGUGUGGUUCUUUGAUAAGGAGAUAACGCAUAAGCGAUCAUUUGAGAAAUUUGUUGGCUCUCAACUGGAUGAAGAAUCAACUAACUUUGUUCUUCAAAUACACAAAUGGAGGUUUACUUUAGUGUUAUUUUGGUCCAAGUUAAUAGGUAGUGUGUCGCGGUCUGUUACGGUUUACUGUGGUAGACCGCGGUCCAGACAACUUCAGACCAUACACUAAAGGAGGAGACCGCAAACCAGACCAGACCGUAGUUCUGUUCUCACAGUCCAGACCAAACCAUACAAUACGAUCUAGACUGCGGUUUCCCAUGCGAUUUGGUCUAGAUUCUCAUAAUAGUCUAUUGAUUGUGAAAAAGUUAUUACACGACCAUUUCGUGAGAUGCAAUGGUUGGUUGGUUGGAAUGUAAUUUUUCAGCAAAUCAAGCCAUGACUAUUGACUAAUGACUACCAAUUCCCUAGCGGAAUGCAAUCAUUUAUCAAAGGCUAAAUUACACAUUUGGUCAUUCAAAUUAUAUAAAUCUUUCAUGUUUGCCACCUAAAUUACUUUUCUUUCUUAUUCGCCACUAACUUUAUGAAUCGUUUCACAGUUAGUCACCGACCGUUAGUCUCCGUUAACUCUGUCAGUUUUUUGAUGACGUGGCAAACAGAGCUGCUGACGGUACCGUCAACUUAUGACAUGUCAAUUUAAAAAAUAAAAAAUAAGAAAAAAUACCUUUUUCCCCUUCCACGCUCGCUCACUCAUCUUCAACCCUUCCCUUCCUUACAACAGCAGCCGCUCAAGGUUAUCUCCCCCAAAAUCUUCACCAACUUCUGCUCCAAAUGGGGCCCUUCACAAUUACUCUUCUUCUUUUUCCUUCUACGACCCGAGAAGGAAAAUUAACCGCGUCGAGUGAGCUGUUGUCUUGUGGCGGCGAGGAUCGACGAGGGUGUAAGCGCGACGAUUAGCCUGGGGAGGAACGAACCCAUCAAAGGAGCCUUCGACGGAGCGCUGUCGAGGCCUUCUGCUCUGGAGCUCUUCGUGGGUCCUCAAGUAGUUGGGGACGAAUCGCAGGGAGGAGGUCGUCGACGAUGUUUAGCUUGUUGUGCAGAUCGGCGCCUUGGCGGGAGGAAGGACCGUCGGCGAUGAUGGUGUCGAGGUAGUCUGGCAGUGGUGUGACUUUGCGAUAGCGGCGAAGAAUGGACGACUGCACGGCAUGGCGGGAGAGUGGAGGCACGGCGUCUCCCUCGCCUUCCUCCUUAUGGGUGGGCUAUCUCCCCCUGCCCUGUUCCAAUUCAAUUGAAAUUGAAUUAUAUAGAAUCUCAAUCCAAUAGUCUAAUUAAUACAAGGAUUGAAUUCAGUUAGUUAUUUGGGGUGGAUGGAGGGACAUUUUUAAUCUGGUGUGUUUCCUUUUGGAUGAAGGGACAUUUACUCUCAGGCGCUGUCGCUACCUCUAGUUGGAUGGUGGUGACGGGAGGAAGUUAUUGGUCCAGUGGUCCACAAAGAAACACAACUUGGGCGGAGGACGGUGGCGGUUGUCGACUAUCGGAUAUGGACCCAAUCUCUCUCAAACCUUGAGCGGUUGCUGGUGUAGAGAAGGGAAGGGUUGAACAUGAGUGAGAGAGGUGGAAGAGGGAAAAUGGCAUUUUUUUUAAUUUUUUAAUUUUUUAAAUUGACAUGUCAUAAGUUGACGUUACAGUCAACAAUUCCAUUUGCCACGUCAUUAAAAAACUAACAGAGUUAAGGGAGACUAACGGUCGGUGACUAACGGUGAAACGAUUUGUAAAGUUAGUGGCAAAUAAGAAAGAAAAGUAAUUCGGGUGACAAACAUGAAAUAUUUAUGUAAUUUGAGUGACCAAACGUGUAAUUUAUCCGUUUAUCAAAUUUCAUAUACUUCAACGGAUUGUCAGGGCGAAUCCCCACUGGCUUGUUCUCAUCGACCAUGUGGCCCUCGAAAGUGGGCAAAUCCCACGGGCCACACGGCCAUCCUUCCUAUCCUAGCGUGAAUGUAACGCGAAAAAACUUCAGCUCUCUCGUCGGGAGCGGGACCCACAGUCGACAAUUAUCUCUUUUCUUCUGCGGUCUCCUCCCUAUAUCAAUUGCUAUUCAUUAUUUCUACCGCCAGAGUGACUGCGCUGGGAGAUACAGAGUUUGGCGUUUUGCUUUCGGAAGACGCAGAGAAGAUCGGACGGUUGACGGAAGAAGAAAAGAGAGGCGGAUAUACGAGAUAUGUCGGCUACCGGCGGAGGCGGGCAGGAAGAAGACAAGAAGCCCGGGGAUCAGGGAGGCCACAUCAACCUCAAAGUCAAGGGCCAGGAUGGGAACGAGGUGUUCUUCAGGAUCAAGCGCAGCACCCAGCUUCGCAAAUUGAUGACAGCAUACUGCGAUAGACAGUCGGUGGACCUCAACUCCAUCGCGUUCCUGUUCGAUGGUCGUAGGCUGCGUGUCGACCAGACCCCAGACGAGCUUGAAAUGGAAGAUGGAGAUGAAAUUGAUGCAAUGCUGCACCAGACGGGUGGUUUCCGCGGAUGGCUUUAACUUCUAUGUAGUAGUAGUAACUAGUAAAGGACGGGGAAUAUUAUAUGCCUUUGCUUCAUCUGAACUUUACUCUGAGAAAGAGAGAGAGAGAGAGCAGAUGGACAUCGAAACUGGAUCUGGAAGUUUGGUUCUGUUCUAACAAUACGCUGGAUUUUGUAAUGGUUUCAAAGAUUCGUGUGAUUAAGCUUCUGUUGUCCUUAGUUUAGAACUGCUAUGGGUUCAACCAUCAUUAGACAGUGAAAAGGACAGAAGUCCAUAAACAGCAACAAAACUUGACUGGUCCC
Molecule: messenger RNA, 4231 nt
Organism: Linum trigynum
Lineage: Eukaryota; Viridiplantae; Streptophyta; Magnoliopsida; Malpighiales; Linaceae
Source: the annotation of a GenBank genome assembly